Messenger RNA from Scatophagus argus, 1179 nucleotides. It is a transcript of the gene c1d, whose product is annotated as C1D nuclear receptor corepressor. The transcript is spliced from 5 exons. The coding region runs from base 134 to 601 and encodes 155 amino acids. NCBI's taxonomy places the organism in Eukaryota, Metazoa, Chordata, Actinopteri, Scatophagidae. The record is from RefSeq and is a predicted model, not a curated record. Gene Ontology annotation, cellular component: nucleolus; exosome (RNase complex). Gene Ontology annotation, molecular function: DNA binding; RNA binding. Gene Ontology annotation, biological process: maturation of 5.8S rRNA; regulation of gene expression.
GUGAAGUCUACUUCGCUCUUCCGAACGGCAGACGGCAGUAGAGAGGAGGAAGAGGAAGUAGAAGACGACAAGUUGUGUUGUUUUUAAACGUCACUUCCGGUCGUCCACAGCGUGUUGCGUGCUAAAAAGGAGAAUGGCAGCGGACAUCAGAACUGAGGAUUAUCCUCACGAGAUAGACGAACAGCUCGCCGGGUUCGACUCUUCCGUUUCUUCUGUCAAAACCAUGUUGGAGAAGUUGAUUUCGAUGCCCAGGAACGACCUGCUGCAGAGGCUGGACCCUUUGGAUCAAGCCAAGCUGGAUCUGAUGAGUGCCUACACCCUUAAUUCAUUAUUCUGGAUGUACUUGACUACGCAAGGAGUAAAUCCCAGAGAACAUGGAAUCAAACAGGAGCUGGAACGAAUAAGGACAUAUAUGAACAAAGUGAAAGAGCUCACAGACAAGAAGAAAGCCGCCCGUCUGGAUAAGGGGGCUGCCUCACGGUUCGUCAGAAAUGCUCUCUACGAGCCAGACGACAAAGAUUCCAGGAAAAAAGCUGCGUCCAGGAAAGCAGCAAACACAGCAUCUGACGCCCCACCAUCAAAGCUUCCAAAACGGAGCUGAAGUAAAGGAGGAGUCUGGUAUGGUCUGUCCCCACUGCAUUUUGUACCACUUCUGUGGACAACUGACACUUUUUGCUUAAAAGGCAAUGUAGCAGCUUCUAAAGUUGUGUUAUGGCAGAAUCAUACAAAGCAGCACACUAGUGUUUACAUGGGCUGCUCAUGAAUUUCUUGGAGACUGUUGCCCUGCAGCAGUACCAGAAACACCCCAUCGCAGCUUUUGCUCAACAUAUUUGUGGAGGCUGAUGCUGGCGACUGCACCAGAAUCAAAUGAUUCAGUACUGUAUUUUUUGUAAUAUUCACUUCAUCACUGGGUUGUAAUGUGAAUCUGCAGCCAUGAAAAAAUACAGUUUUAUUUCAAAAAGUGAGAGUCCAGGUAUUAAAAUGGAUAUUUUAGGAGAAAUGCAGAUUUUUCUCUGUAUUUUGAAAGUGAUUCUAUGAAUCAUUUUUAAAUUUUUGUUCAUUUUUGGUAUUUGCUUGUUUUACCCUCAUGAUAUUCAUCAAACAUUGUGUUGAUAAGUGAUUUGUGGUCAUGUAUUCCUUUGAGAAUUGAUUCUGUAUAAACAUACUCACCAAACGGGA